This is a messenger RNA of Scaptodrosophila lebanonensis, 3689 nucleotides long. It is a transcript of the gene Patr-1, whose product is annotated as protein PAT1 homolog 1. The transcript is spliced from 5 exons. NCBI's taxonomy places the organism in Eukaryota, Metazoa, Arthropoda, Insecta, Diptera, Drosophilidae. Gene Ontology annotation, biological process: P-body assembly; deadenylation-dependent decapping of nuclear-transcribed mRNA. Bases 91 to 3006 code for a protein of 971 amino acids. The record is from RefSeq and is a predicted model, not a curated record. Gene Ontology annotation, cellular component: P-body. Gene Ontology annotation, molecular function: RNA binding.
ACGAUUGGUAAACGCGAGUUGGCGAUUCGCUUAUAUAUGUCGAAAAGCAUCUCUGAAGUGAGGUGACUAGUCAUGAUAUUUUUUUUAUAAAUGGACGACUCGUUUUUCGGAUUUGAUACAACUAUACCGGAUGACGAUGGCGGAGGAGGGCGUAUUGCAGAACCACCGGAAGAGGAAUAUGACGCCCUUAAUGAUGAAACAUUUGGCUCAGCGAUUAAUGGUGAUUGGGAAGAGGCCCAUGAAACGCUGGUGCGGCUCGGCGGAAAGGGGGAACAAGCUCGCAAAAAAGGCGGCAGCACUGUCGGUGCCGAUUCAACUGAUUAUAGUUGCAACAGCGCUUUCAAACAUCCGCUUUCUUCGGCCCCCUCGUCAAGUGGCUCAACCCCAGCACCAUUCAAGAAUCAAUUUCGUGUACAACGCAAUAUAAGCGAGUCCGAUUUUGAGUUAAAUCUCUCGUCCAUGAAACUAGACGAUGUUGAUGUAUCGUUCUUUGGUGAAUCUGAAAACAUUGGUGGAGGUAAUGCCAGCAAUCGGAUUAAUCUCGAUUCGACUGUGUGGUCAUCACAGCCGUUUGGACAUAAUCAGCAAAUUUUGAGAGAAACUUUUCCGAACAUGUUCCAAGGGCACGUACCGUUAAAACAGGUUCAAGAGACCAAUGCCAAUUUUGGAGUACCGCCCAUACCAUCAUCAGCUCAGGCACCCAAAAUCUCUACUCUUGAGGAUAUUGAACGUAACCUGAUCAUACAACAAGCAAUACCCAAGCAGCCUCAACAAUUGCAACAAAAGCAGCAACAGCAACCAUUAACAGAGCAAGAAAUCUUUGAUGUUUUCAAUCUUGCUAAUCGACAACAUGCGGUAGGUACACCUACACCGCAGCAAUUGCAAAAAUCCCAGCAGCAGCAACUGAUUCAAAAAUCCCAACCGCUGCAGCACAAGGCACCUCCUGGCUUCUUGCCCGCACCACAAACAUCGCCACCCAGGGCAAAUUUAGGUUUUCAUGGUGCUCAUCAGCUUCCUGGUCUAAUGCCCACGCCCACACAACAGCAGUUAAAUGGCAUGGCUGGGAAUCGUGUGCCACCUGGAUUCAUCUAUCCCCCCGGUCUCGCACCAAACAUGCCGCAACAUCCUUUGCUGAAUCAGCAUGGUAACUUGCCGCCCAAUUUCCCACUUGCCGGCAAUCAGAGACCACUGCCAAAUCCACACCUACCCACAGCCCUGAACAAUUUCGCCAUGCAUCCGAGCUUCAAUGCAAUGCGAGCCGCUGGCAUGCACCCUGCGGCAUUUAUGCAGCCCGUUCAACAGGCACGACUGCCUCCACAUCCACUUCAAGCAGCAAAUAAUUUGCUUAUUCAACAACAGCAACCCAAUGCCAUGCACAAUAUGUUCAGCAUGCGGCUUGUACAGGAAAUACAACAAAAUCAUCCUCUGCUGCAGAAUGCAGCGGCUGUUGCACGCCAACAACAGCACCAGCAACAGCAAAUGCGCUCCGGAUCCAUAUCCGGCGAUCGUUCUAGACAACAGCACAAUCGUCGUGCCGAGGGCGGUGGUGGCAUCGGAGCGAAUGGCAAUUUACCGCAAGAUGAAUACGAUGAAUAUGCAAAUCUAAUGAGCACGCGGGACAAACAUUGGUUGAUCGGCAUUCAGUUAUCACAGUUGAACACUGAUACGCCCUACAUUGACGACUACUACUAUACGGUGUACAGAGAGCGCAAGGCCAUGAAGAACGGACAAUUACGUCACAGUCAGGCGCAUAAGGACAACCAAUUGAACCAUCCAUUGACUCAACCACGAGGUCAUGCACAGCUAAUUCUUGUGCAAUUGGGCAACAAGAAUGGUGCACGCAAUGGUCAGCAUCGUGAGCGACGUAACUCUGAGAAUACUACCAACAGCACUACGUCAAACAAUACCAGCUCUACGCCAUUGCCCAACUAUAUGUUUUCCCCAUUGAAAUUUGAAAACUCUCUAGGUAAACUUCAAUACGGCAGUGUAACAGCUCCACGCAAGAUAAUUGAUGCCGAUAUCAUGGGCAGCGAAACGAGCACAAUAGACUCGUCAUCUGGAUCUGCGUCUGCAGGACUUAAUACCGACAAAAGGCCCACGGCUAGCACUCCUCUGCUACCAGUUGUCAAUGAAGUAACACCGACCAAUUUCCGGAAGUCGCGUCACAUUUUACUUCAUAUCGAAACCCUUUAUCGCUAUCUACUGAAACUGGAAGACUUGGAAAAUCCGCAAGUAAUGGCCACGAUAGUUCUAAAGAAGAAGAAGGAAAGCGAACGUAUAGCUGCACUAGAACAGCUUGAGAUGGCCCACAAAACCCCCGAGGAACGUGCAGCCGAAAGUGCAAACCCACAAACGAUGAAUCCGGCGCUUAAAAAUAAAUUCAACUAUGAGAUUGAGCCUCGGACAGUGCUGGUGAACAAACUGAAAGCAGGUCUAACUUUUGAAAAAGUCGUUUCAAUGAUGAACGUUCGAAAGGGCAAGAUCUUAUUACGUCGCGUCAUGCCCUUCAUUUCCGAUCAGAGCUUGCGAUGGACUGUUUGGGCAGGAGUAUUCUGCUCACUACAGAAUGUUGUGAAGAAAGAUCGCGAUGACAUUGAAGGUUGUCUAUACGCUCUGUAUCCCGAAUUCAAGAAGCACAUACAUGAGUCAGACUUCGAGACAAUUGUUAAUAUUUCGGCUGCAAUCACACUGAAUGACAAGAAGUUGACAGGCAUAUUCUGCACCCGGUUUGGCAUCUUAUCGCUUAUUUGCUUGAUUUUGCGCUCAGAGGCGAUUUACGUGGCCUGCGAUGACAAGUCAUUAAGUGACGAGAGCAGAGAGAAGUGGCGGGAGUUUCUCGCACAGGUGGCAACCUGUCUCAAUAGAACCAUUCAAACUCAGACCAUUUCAGCAGCUAUUGAGUCAGAUGCAAUUCAGCCUCUUAUAAACCACUGUGCACGUUUUAAGGAUCUAAAGUUGGAUGGCCUUUUGGCUCUGAUUACGGAGGCGAAACAGCAGAUUGAUUAAGUUCGCAUUGAAAUUUUAAACUUUCUCGUUAUUGAAGUGGUAAUAUUUUCAUCAUUUUCCCUCACAUGCAGGAGCUGCUUGUAUCUAUAAAUUAUAUGUAACUCUCUCAGUUAUGCAAAGGUCAUACAAAUAUGGCUAUUGAUUAGGCUCACAUUCAUAUUUAACUAUAUUUUUGUUUAGAAAAAGUUUGUGAAAGUUUAAAAGUGAAUAGCGUUAGAUUAAGUUCAAAAUGUCGGCAGCACUAAAUUAUGUGCGUACACACAUACACCUACAUAACCGUAUCUAUAUGCACUCACACGUACACACCCUCAAAUAUAUAUGUAUGUACACUUAUUUGCUUACUUGAAUUAUAAGUUAGUUUUGGUGUUUGUAAAUAUCGACCAAAUGAAGUUUUCAUUAGUUUGGGUUAAAUGAAAUUAAAUUUGUGUGAAACCCAAUAAUCAUGAACUUAACAUUCAGCAUAUAUGUUUUAACACUUAAUUUAAAUCUUAAAAAAAAGUGCAUCUAAAAAUGUGUUUAAUGCAAAUAUUCAAAAUUGUGAUAAACAUUUUGUCUAUUUAAAAACUAGAAACAUACUUCAAAAUAAUGAAAAAACAUCAACUAACUUCAUAAAAAAAUUUUAAUUUUGUACCUAUUAUUUGGAUAAAAAUACCUAUGAAUUUAAUACAAAAGAAGAAAAACGA